GAUUAAUGGACAGCCCUCAUUGCAACAGAUACCCCCGUGCCCAGCUGAGCUGCAGACUGGUCAGUGGAUUCUGUAGCACAUGACAGGUGACUGAGUCCAGGACCCUAUUUUGAGAAGUACAGGGAUGAAUUCACAAUCCUCCAGAAAUAAACCCCUCCCCAUUUUGUGCUCACAGGGAGAGAGGAGCUCUCCAUUAUGACAAAAUUCUUCUCCUUCUUGAGGGCUGGCUGGGGGGAUUCCCUGCUACGCCCUCGUGGGGAGGGGUCCUGACUCAGCCAGGAUGACUUUUGUGGAGUGCGGUGAGGAGUUUCCUCCUUCUCAGGACUGACUCACUCUGCUGACUUACUGCUCCCAGCCUGCUGUGUUGGAAAGGAAGAGUCUGAGCAUCAAAGCUGGGUCUCUAUUGGCAGAAGAGAGCAUGGAUCAUAGAGCUCCUGGGUCAGUGUGAAAUGGGCACAGUAACACUGACUGGGAAAUAAUGCUGGGAGACACUGGCAGUGGGAGCAGGAGGUUAGCACUUGCAAACCAGUUUGCACCCCACUCCCCCUGAACGUUACUUUCUCUGCUGGGGGACUGGAUGGCUCCAGGGCUUUGUAGGGGAAUGUGGAGUUUUUCUGUGUCUAAGCUCCUGUUCCGUGACCUCUGCAAUGUGAGUUUUGUGUUCUCGGUUCCAUUCCUAAGGGACACCUGUUCGCACCGAAGCAACCAGAAUUGGCACUAGCUGGCCCCUUCAUAGGCAGUCUCAGCAGAGAAUGGGGCCUGGAAACCAACCUCCCUUCUUCUCCUCUGCUGAGGUGACCACCCCAGUCAGGACUCGGGGUGCAUGCCGGCUGCUUUCUCACAUGGAGGAUGAAGGGACAGAGUAAUGGUCUGAAGAAUUCGCCUGCCAGCUGCCUCCCCCAGUUGUCCGUCACAACUAGUACUGAAGAUGAUCCGGAGCGGCCCAAGCUCACUCCCAGCAGAGUCCUGUCUGCAGGUGAUGACACCUCCUUGGAGCUUCAGGGGGUGGCUGCAUUGGACAAUGCAGAUCAGCCAGACCACUCUACCAUCCAAGGGAGAGGAGCUCUGUCGAGGAUAGUCCGGCUGGUCGUGGUGCUUAGAGACUGGGCUAACAAAAGCUUGCGGGAGGAGGAACAAAGGCCAGAUUCGUUUCUCGAACGGUUCCAUGGGCCGGAGCUCCAGACGGUGACUGAAGGAGAUGGCAAUGCCCAAGGGGACCAGGAAAAGGACGGCAGCAAACGCAAAAAGAAGAAAUGGGAGCUGUUUGUGGUGGAUCCUGCUGGAGACUGGUAUUACCACUGGCUGCUUGUCAUUGCUGUGCCUGUCCUUUAUAACUGGUGCUUGCUUGUGGCAAGGGCCUGUUUCAGUGACCUCCAGAGUGACUACUGGAUCCAUUGGCUGGUGCUGGACUAUGUCUCGGACUGUAUCUACAUCACCGAUAUUGUCAUUCGACUGCGCACAGGUUUUUUGGAACAGGGUCUGCUGGUCAGGGACCCGAAGAAGCUACGGGAUAACUACAUCACCACCUUACAAUUCAAGCUGGACAUCCUCUCCAUCCUGCCAACAGACCUGGCCUAUCUUGCAGUAGGAUUACAUCAUCCUGAACUACGCUUCAACCGGCUGCUUCGCUUCUCUCGCAUGUUUGAGUUCUUUGACCGGACUGAGACCAGAACCAGCUACCCAAAUAUCUUCAGGAUCAGCAACCUGGUUCUCUACAUCCUGAUCAUUAUCCAUUGGAACGCCUGUAUUUACUAUGCCAUCUCCAAGGCCAUCGGGUUUGGGACAGACACCUGGGUGUACCCCAAUAUCACCGACCCUGAGUAUGGCUAUCUUGCCAGAGAAUAUGUCUACUGCCUCUACUGGUCCACUCUGACCCUGACCACCAUUGGGGAGACCCCGCCCCCUGAGCGCGACGAGGAGUACCUCUUCGUCAUUGUCGACUUCCUCAUCGGUGUCCUCAUCUUUGCCACCAUUGUGGGGAAUGUGGGCUCCAUGAUCUCCAACAUGAAUGCUACCAGGGCAGAGUUCCAGGCCAAGAUAGAUGCCAUCAAGCACUACAUGCAGUUCCGCAAGGUCAGCAGGCACAUGGAGGCCAAAGUUAUCAAGUGGUUCGACUACCUGUGGACCAACAAGAAGGCUGUGGAUGAGCGCGAGGUCCUCAAAAACCUCCCUGACAAGCUGAGGGCAGAGAUUGCCAUCAAUGUCCACCUGGAGACUUUGAAGAAGGUGAGGAUCUUCCAGGAUUGUGAGGCUGGUCUGCUGGUGGAGCUAGUGCUGAAACUUCGACCACAGGUUUUCAGUCCAGGAGAUUACAUUUGCCGAAAGGGGGACAUCGGCAAGGAGAUGUACAUCAUCAAGGAAGGAAAGCUGGCUGUGGUGGCGGAUGAUGGUGUGACCCAGUACGCUUUACUCACUGCGGGAAGCUGCUUUGGCGAGAUCAGCAUCCUCAACAUCAAAGGGAGCAAAAUGGGCAACCGGCGCACGGCCAACAUCCGAAGCCUUGGCUACGCCGAUCUCUUCUGCCUGUCGAAGGAUGACUUGAUGGAAGCAGUGACCGAGUACCCUGAUGCCAAGCGGGUCCUGGAGGAGCGUGGCCGGGAGAUCCUGAUCAAAGAAGGGCUUCUGGAUGAGUCCGCGGCCGCAGAGAGCACGGAAGGGAAGGACACGGAACAGAAGCUGGAGAGGCUGGAGUCCCUCCUGGACACGCUGCACACCCGUUUUUCCCGGCUCCUGACUGAGUACAAUGCUGCCCAGCUGAAGCUCAAACAGCGCAUCACUGUCUUGGAGUCCAGGGUAAAGCAGUACAACCAGGACGAAUUCUUCUCGGACAGUUCAGACAGCCCCCUGGAGGAAGAAGAAGAAGCUAAAUCCAAAGGGCAGGAGUGAGGGCCACAGAUGUCAGCUCUGGCUGUGUUCUGCAUGGUGCUGAGAUGGUAUUUCCAGGAACGCAUUGCUCCCAAUGCCUUUUAUGAGACUUAUCUUGAACCCAUAGAAGUGCUGCUGCCAGCCUUGGAGGGCUGGGAACUGAGUAGAGAGGAGACAGGUGAUUCCAGUAGCUCCCACUCAGGUAUAUCUCUCUCCUUGCUGCCUUUAUCCAAGACCUCGCAGGUCAGUAAAAGCAUGAGACUGACCUCUGCUGCUGCUAACAUUUCCUUCGAGCUUCUGCAGGGAGCCUGCUGUCCUCUUUCUGGCCUUAGAGAUCAGAACUCCAGUAACUCAGCGCCUUGUACUUGGGAGUCAGUGGGGACUUCUAGGCCCCGACAUGGCCUAGGUGGGGGUACAUAAGUAUUGAUGUAGUCACUUCUCCCUUUUCUGAUGGGGCUGGUGAGGAGGAUGCCCUUUGUUAUCUGAUGGGAAUGCUGAUCCUUCUAAACCGCAAGAGAGAAACUGAACCAUAAACCAGAUGCUCAUUAAUGUAUUUUGGUAUUUGCUUUUAUAACACACUAUGUUAUGUAAAUACUUCUUUUCCAGUGCCUGAGUCCAUAUGUUCAAGAGACUAAAACCUGAUGGGAAGAAAUCCAGCCCAAACCCUAUCUGUCUGCAAAUCGAAUGUCAUCUGGUUCCGCGUAGCCCUGUAGGUCAGACUCACUAUAGCCCUGAACAGGAGCUGAUGGUGGGGAUAGGAAAAACCUAUUCCCUACCUUACUAGGCUGUGUUUUCCUGUAUGAACAUCUUACUCAAUAGGCAGAAACACUCUUGUUGUGUCUAUUUAGUACUUGGUUCAUUAGGUUGAAGAGCAAUUUUCCUGGACACGUUUUACUAGGUCAUGCUGUCUUGGAGAAUGGCAUUUUGCUAGGCAUUCUGUUCCCAAACCACUGGAUAAAGCGGCCGCUUGAAUUUUACUUGAGCUACAGAGGCCUAGGGUGACAUUAGCAGUGUGCUUGGGGCUGACAGCACCUGUUCCUUUAUGUGCAAAAAUGUCUCUCUCUGCUCUCUAAUCAUGACUGGAUGUACAAGGGACACAUGUUCUAAAGACACAAAGCUGUGGCAAGACUCAACUACCUGUCUUUUGUUUACAGUGGGAAACUCAUAGGGUGUUAGCAGAGCCAUGUAUUUUUCUACAUGAUAUUUCCCUUUGCCAAGCAGCAAUAGGUGUCGGGGCUUUGCAGAUCCAUUUGGAGGAGGAAUUGGUGACCCAGGGUCAGGGGAUGAAAUGUUGGCCCCCUUAAGGUCUAUGGCAAAACACCUGUUGACUUCACUGGGGCUGGGAUUUCACCCCUUGUGUAUUCUUGAUGUAACUGUUUGUUUAUUUAUUAGCUGUUUCCUUGGUCACAACUGCAGCCAGGCAACUCCCUCUUGCAGCAACCUGCUCACCUCUGCUCUGUCCGCGAGAAGCAGCUGUGUGGGGCCUCUGCCUCUCUUGGAAUCUUGCUGCUUAAAACGCCAUUCCCUGUUCUGCCUCGGUACCUGAGCUUCAGCUGGGAAAUCCCCCAAUCCAAGCUCCUCACCUGGGACCACACAGCCUUCAACGGUGAGCCUGGGCAUCAACCCUGCUUAGCGCAAGCUGUUUUGUGAUGCAAAGGAACCUCUGAAAGGUUUCUCUGCCUACCAGCAAGUGCUUUAGCCUACACCCUCCCUGUAAUGACCUGUGGGUGUGAUAAGUUUCAUUCCGACUGCUUAUAUACCCAUGGCUCUUACCAUGCAGGAUGGGCCAUCUGCACCCUGCAUGUUUACAAACUAAGCAUUCCAGGAGUUGGAGCCCCCAAAGGAUCCUAUAAUGUCACUGUACUUGCAGAAUUAAGGUACACGGGGUGUAUGGACUAUCAUCCCAAUUCUCUGAACUAGCUAAUGCCCGAGUGCUGUAGUCACAGUAAGCCUAUAAUAUCCUUGCUUGCAGACGCUGGGUAUCCUGG
Molecule: messenger RNA, 4853 nt
Organism: Dermochelys coriacea (leatherback sea turtle)
Lineage: Eukaryota; Metazoa; Chordata; Testudines; Dermochelyidae
Gene: CNGA2
Product: cyclic nucleotide gated channel subunit alpha 2
Exons: 7
Coding region: 850-2886 (678 amino acids)
Biological process (GO): potassium ion transport; monoatomic cation transmembrane transport
Cellular component (GO): intracellular cyclic nucleotide activated cation channel complex; plasma membrane
Molecular function (GO): voltage-gated potassium channel activity; intracellularly cGMP-activated cation channel activity; cGMP binding
Source: RefSeq, a predicted model, not a curated record